Sinocyclocheilus grahami is the source of this 1694-nucleotide messenger RNA. RefSeq names its product voltage-dependent calcium channel gamma-6 subunit-like. Bases 336 to 1130 code for a protein of 264 amino acids. NCBI's taxonomy places the organism in Eukaryota, Metazoa, Chordata, Actinopteri, Cypriniformes, Cyprinidae. Gene Ontology annotation, molecular function: voltage-gated calcium channel activity; calcium channel regulator activity. The record is from RefSeq and is a predicted model, not a curated record. Gene Ontology annotation, cellular component: L-type voltage-gated calcium channel complex; membrane. The transcript is spliced from 4 exons. Gene Ontology annotation, biological process: regulation of calcium ion transmembrane transport via high voltage-gated calcium channel; calcium ion transmembrane transport.
UUCUUUUCAUCUACCCAUUAUUCCUGUCUAGUUCGUUAUCAAACCGUCUUGUGUUUGUAGACGGCAGUUAAUUCCCACUCUACGCUCUUCAGAAAUGACCCCCUGUCACUUGAAUUUCUUGCACGCUGGAUUCUUUUUAAAUCACAGAGCAUUGUAAUCAUUUCCUGUUCCUUUUUGAGCUUUCUAUUAAUAUACUUCUCUGCGUGCUCAUCUAUCCGUCCGCCUAACUCCAGACUCUCUAGUCUCCUGUUUUUUGCUUUAGUUAUUUGUUUGUCCCCUUUCUUGACUUUUCCUCUGGGAAUUUCCUCCUCUCAUCUCCAACUAUUGUGGCUGUCAUGUGGUCCAACUUUUUUUUGCAACAGGAAGAUGACGGGAGAGUAGGUACGGCGGCUUUGGGUGGAGUUGGCGGUAAGGGCGGGCGUUCAGGUAAACGGCCAAAGCCCCCUCGAAUGAGUGACAGCCAGGAGGGCAAGAUCAAGCUGGCAUUUUUUGUCGCCCUCAUAGGCGUGACUCUGACGGUACUUGGCAUGGGUACAGAGUUCUGGGUGGAGUUAUCUCAGCCAAAACACUCCAGGAACAACCAGACAUGUGAGAUGGCACAUUACGGCCUUUGGAAAUUAUGCGUUCGCACGUUAUGGGUGUCAGAUAUUGACCCGGAGAGAGAGAGCUGUGGACCUGCAGAACUACCUGGAGAAUCAAACUGCACAUACUUUAAAUUCUACACUUCUGGAGAGAAUGCUGUCAUAUUUAAGAAAACAACAGAAAAACGUUUGCAUAUAGCUGGUGCAAUUUUGGCUUUGUUCAGUUUGUUUCUGAUGAUCAUGGGUUCUGUGUGUAUCACUAUGUCUCUCAGUAAGAGUGUGCCCUUCUUCCUCAAGCCUGCUACUAUCUGCUUCAUCUUCUCAGGUGUCCUGGUCUUCUUGUCCAUCAUAGUUUUCCACCAGUCUGUGCUGGCGUUAUUGGCAAGCGAUCACAGCAUCCCUCUCCAUCACCAGUUGUCCUGGUCAGUGGCAUGCCUUGGCUCGGCUGGGGCCAUUCUCAUUUUUGGAGGGCUUAUAUUCCUGUUGCUUUCCCUCCCCUACAACCCCCUGGAGAAAUGUUUUCCUCAGCAGAGCAGUAGUGAUGCCUAGCGGUCAGGGGGACUGCCCAUGAGUUAAGUAGCACAAGAUCUUUUAUACUCUUAUGCUGUUUGUGGAGAUUAACUGAUGUUAUAAAGGACUCUCAAAAGCUAAUGUUCAUAAUGUUUUGCAAUAACUAGCAUUAGUUUGCUUAUCAAUAAGAUUAUAGACUUUAAUGCUCAUACACCGACUCUGAAAUUUGAACUGAUAUUUCUAUGAUGGUUAUGUACAUAAAAUCAGUGACCAACAGAUCUGUUUACUGUCUUUAAAGGCUUCAUUUACACAACACGUUGUGCUAUUAUGCAUUGUCCCUGUGCAUUGGUAUAAGAAACCUUAUUUGAUUACUAGGCAUAUAAUACUGAAUUAUCAGGUAUCUGUGGUUUGAAAGUGUACUUUUUUUUUUUUUUUAAAUAGGCCAUCCUAUCAUUGCUAAAGUCCUGUUCACACCAAGUGUCAUUAGUGUCAGAUAACGUUCUGCUUAUUAUAAGAGCACGCUGCAGUUUUGUCGUACGCCGCCUUAAAUGCUUGAGCUCUUUAAAGUUGAGUGGAUUCUGACUGGCUGUCAGUGUUUUUAUC